This is a messenger RNA of Puccinia triticina, 975 nucleotides long. RefSeq lists its product as uncharacterized. The record is from RefSeq and is a predicted model, not a curated record. The coding region runs from base 1 to 975 and encodes 324 amino acids. NCBI's taxonomy places the organism in Eukaryota, Fungi, Basidiomycota, Pucciniomycetes, Pucciniales, Pucciniaceae. The transcript has 4 exons.
AUGCAGCUCUGCACCUGCUCUCGAUGUGUUACCCACACAGUGUUCGACCAGCACGGACAACUGACUUCUGGGAAAUAUCUAGCUGCCCGAAGUAUAGCCAUUCAUUGCUCGGAAGACUUCAGAAGAUCUCGUCAAAAUGAAACUUUUGAUAACAGCGCCGAUGACCUGUCCGAUAGCCCACCCUUGGAACUACCGGAAUCUAGUGAAUACUCCGAAGACAGUGGCGCAUUUUCAGGACUCGAUGAAAACAAAGAUAACACACAUCUCUUCUUCAUCAUAUUUUUUAUGCCGCGUGACCCUCGGACUUUAAUCUCGAGGGCUGAUCUGGACCCAGAGCUCGUGGAUAGUAUAUGCUGUCAAACGUGUUUUCGCCUCUAUCCCCAAGAUGUCAAUGCACCAAUGGUUUGUGAAUAUAAACCUUUCACCUCAUCUCGCCCCUGCGACGAAGAGCUCUUCACGCAAAAAACGACCCACCUCGAUUUUAGGCUGUUGGCAAAACCUGACACGGAAGAAGCAAUUGACGCUUGGGCACGGGAACUCUCAAGAUCCGAUGAAGUCCUUAUGGACGUACAACAUGGCUCAAACUAUCAAAACAUGGACUGGGGUGACUCGACUCCUCCUCCUGAAAGCGCAGGCUCCGACUCAGAUGACAUGGAAACUUCUCUUGACAGACGAGCACCACUCAACUUGAUUCUGUCUCUAUUUGUGGAUUGGUUUAACCCUCGAGGAAACAAAACUAGUGGCAAAGUUGAAUCAACUGGCGUAUUUGCCCUCACUUGUUUGAAUCUUCCGCCCUUCCUCCAAAACAAGAUCUCGCAUAUCUGCCUAGCCGGUAUCACUCCCGGGCCGUAUUCGCCAGACACAAGCACCAUCAACCACCUCCUCAAGCCUAUUGUAGAUGAGCUGGGGACUUUAGAGCCUGGCGUCAUGAUCAAAACUCAUCAGUAUCCAAAUGGUCGCUUCGUCCGAGUUUGA